GCUGAACUCUGACCGGUCUCACUCGGGCUUCAUCGAACAUGCGCGUAGUCGCAAGGCCUUUUCCAUCCCCAUUGACGUAGGAAGUGGUGCCGUGACACACGCCUCCGUCUCACAGAUCGCUCGGAAAUGCAUAGGGCUGUAGCACAGUGCCGAAGCUGUGAAUUCCGAGAUUGGCCCUAAAGAUGGAGGAAACUGCGCGGCUCGAGAAGUUCGAGAUCACAGACUCACGACUGGAGCACAAUGACUGGCUAUUCCCAUCCACGCUCAAGACACGGCCAUUGAGAAAGCUCGAAGAAGAGGAUUUCCUUACCAACCACAAAAUCGACAGAAGCUACGACGAUAGCACAGUGCGUUUCAAGCUGCUUGUCGCAAAUGCUGUCAGCGCCAAUCUGGUCGACACCAGUAAGCUGCCAUUUCAGCCCGAGGUGGUGGAGACUGUCAAGCAGCAAGGAUGGAUCUCAGAUGAAUAUGAACAUUUGUGGCGCCGCGACGAAGGAGGUUCGGCGGCCUUGACCAGUCAUGGCAUCCUCACUUUUAUCCUGCAGACUCCUCGAGAUGGAAAGUCGUUCUGCUCGCUGUCGCUGGUCAAUCGCGAGCGCACCCAUUGCGGAGGGUUGUUCGUGGCAGACGAGAGCUAUGCCUUGAACAAGCUGUUGGCCUCUCAGCAGUACUUGAACAAGCAUCCCAAGGUGCCACGAGAUUUUGCCAUCUUGCCAUUCCAGAUCCUCAUGCACCAUGUAGAGGAGACGCUGGGCCAGGUCCGCGAUUUGUCUCGCCAAUUGACGAACACCGAGCGCCGUCUCUCAGAUGGAAGGAUCUCCUUGGAUGACAAUGGUGACUACAAACUUCUGAACAGGUUCAAUCUGGAGCAUGUGCGCCUUCAAAGGAGAUCCAACUUCGAGCUUGAGCUUGGUAACAAUCUGGUCAAGUAUGUCGAUGCAUAUCAGCGACUCUGGACACAUUUGUGGGAAGGUGGGACGGGAUAUCUCGAGGACAUGCGAGAGAAGAUCGAGCAGCAGAUGCGAUAUUCCGAGCAAGUGCAGAAAGAUCUCGACAUGAUGCCUCGCAGGAUCGACAACCAGUCGCAAGCGAUUUUCAAUUAUCGCGCACAGCGCGACAAUCAGAUCAAUCUCCAGGUUGCUGAGAGUUCUCGGAAGAUUGCAGAAGAGUCCCGGCUCGAUAAUUUGCUCAACGUGAAGCUUGCGCGUGUCACCGCCCAGAUGGCGGAAGAGACGCGGCAGGAUAGCGCAGCGAUGAAGACGAUCGCUACCAUGACGCUUAUUUUUCUCCCAGAGUUUCUUCGGCAUGGAGGGAAUGUUCAACUGGAUGCCAUCGGACAGCUCAUCACUUGCUUCGCCCUACCUGUACAUAUUUUUCGUGGUGACGAUCCCACUCACCUUGGCAGUGUACGGUCUCUGGCUGUGGUGGUUCCGUCGGAUGGAGAAGGAGUACAAGAAGAAUGCACCAAUUUUAAAUUUCGACAUGUUUGAGCAGGAAGUUGCAAAGCGGAUGCGGACGGCGACGAAUUCGUGGUCAUUCGAGAAGCAGGCAACGGUUGCAGCGUCGCCACAGCAGGCAUGACAUGACAUAUAGAUUGUAGAAGGCGGUCAGAACGAUAUUGGUUGCACUUGCUCCUUUCUCGUUCUCCUGCCCGGGUUGCAGUGCCUGCAAAAAGCGAAUGCCCGUCGUGCCUCGUUUCACCAUGUUGUUGCACGGCACAGCAGAGUUUUCAACGUGGCCCAAAUAUAUGCCUUUCAUAAGAAAUCAGUCCCGGUGUUCGUCGGAGAACCAUGUUGACCGCGCGUGUCUCUUGGCCACUGUUUCUUGA
Cercospora beticola is the source of this 1828-nucleotide messenger RNA. The record is from RefSeq and is a predicted model, not a curated record. Lineage: Eukaryota; Fungi; Ascomycota; Dothideomycetes; Mycosphaerellales; Mycosphaerellaceae.